AGAGCGCGCGGCGGCGUGAGGCGGCCGGGCCCGGCACAGGGGCGGGAAGGGCCGCGAUUGCAAAUUCUUCAGGACAGACGGUCUCUUGCUGUACGUGUACAGUGCCCGGCACAAUGGGGCCCUGAUCUUAGACUCUGGAGGCUACUGUAGCACAAAUAGCAAUGUGAGAAGAACAGAGCCCUAGGCCCUAUUCUUGCAAACAUUUAUGCCUGUGCUAAACUCUAUUCACAAGAUUGUGGGACUCCAUUAAAGAUAAGAAUCUCCCAAAGCAACGGGGCUGCUCACAUGAGUAAAAAGAAAAGAAGUACUUGUGGCACCUUAGAGACUCCUUUUCUUUUUACUGAUACAGACUAACACGGCUGCUACUCUGAAACCUCACAUGAGUAAGGUUAAGUAGGGAUGAAGUGUGUGCAGAAUUAGUGUAACUGCAGGCGGUGCGAGUGGAGAACUGGACUAGUGCUAGUCUGUGUGGUUGGAUCUAGUUUUCAGACUAGAGGGAUGUGAAUAUGAGCCAUAUGAUUAUUUAGAUAUUAGAAUUUUUAUUCAAAUUAGAAAUUGUCUCAUUUCUGGCACAGUUUCCGACUGAUGGUGUCACUUUUAUUGUUAAAGUCAGGACAAAACCAAACAUAUAAUACCAAGUGAGAAUCAGAUGCCCUGAAAAAGAACAAGAGAAACCCUGGCAUAGUAGUUCAAAAUAGAGCAAGUAGAAUGCAGAGCAAUAAUCUUUUAAUUUACAGACGAGAAUGAGACCACAGUCUGAAAUUUGGAACAAUCACAUUUUCUUGUCAGACAAUCAAAUUUGAAAUUUUAGUUUCCUGUAGGCAAGCAAUUUAUAUCUUGAACUUGUCAGUGUACUUUGCAGGGAGGAAGGCUGUGACUAAAGCACAAGAUUAAAUUAUUCAGGAGACCAGACUUUACUCAACUCCGCCAUUCACUUCCUGCUUCACAAAUCCCUUAAUUGUCUUUUGUUUUCUCCUCUGUGAAAUGGGAAUAGUAAAAAUUGCUUACCUCAAAGGGAUGUUACAAGGUGGCAUUAGAUAAUAUUUGUAACUUAUGUUGUCCUUUGGACAGAGGUGAAAGUAAGCCAGUACGCCCCAGUUCGGCGUACCGGCAAGAGCCGGUGCACCAUACUGGGGCAGCCCGGCUUCCCCAGGGGGCAAUGUAAAGGGCUUGGGGCUCCCAGUAGUGGCUGGAGCCCCAGGCCCUUUAAAUUGCUUCCAGAGCCCCACUGCUGGAGCCCUGGGGUAUCAGCUGCGGGGCUCUGGCGGCUAUUUAAAGGGUCUGGGGCACCCCUGCUUCUACCGCCCCAGCCCUUUAAGUAGCCACUGAAGCCCCACCGCCACUACUCCAGGGCUCCAGAGGCUAUUUAAAGGACCGGGGCAGUAGAAGCAGGGGAGCCGCAGGCCCUUUAAAUAGCCCUCAGAGCCCUGAGGUAGUGGGGGCUCCAGGAGCUAUUUAAAGGGCUGGGGCUCCAGCUGCCUCUGCUGCCCCGGUCCUUUAAAUAGCCGCUGGAGCCCUGCUGCUUCCCCUGGGCUCUGGCGGCUAAUUAAAGGACUGGGGCAGUAGAAGCAGUGGAGCCCCAGGCCCUUUAAAUAGCCCCAGGAGCCCUGGGCUGCUGCUGCUACCCCAGUGGGGAAGGGGGAGAGGAGAACGGGGGGGGCACUUAGCUUACAGGGUGGGCUGGGGCUGGCUCUGACCCCCUCAGCCCCACCCCUUCCGGCGGCCAGAGCUGGCCCCAGCAUACCGGUAAGUCACUCGAUUUACUUUCACCCCUGCCUUUGGAUAGAUACACACGCAAAGUAUUUAUCUUUCAAUUUAAUGAAAUGUGAUAUUUGACAUAUAUUCUCUUUUUAUAGAAUUCAACAGAUGAAUUUGCAGAGAAAGUGGACAUUAUACCUGCAAAGUAAAGGCUUUCAUAGUGAUGAAUAAUGUAAAGAUCUUUGCAGACAGUUUUUAAUUGCAGAAGAGCAGCCUUACAGCCAGCGAGCAAGUUCUUAUCUGCACAAGCCAUAGAAGAAAAAUCAUAUUUAUAUUAACAAUUUCAUUGGCUGAGUGUCUGCCCUAUUGUAACUUUGGAUAUAAGCUGUGAUUUAUUUUUUUCGUAUUUCAUAGGAAAAUGGCUUUUCAGUUUAACUUCUCUAUUGAAGAGAAAGCAGAAAAUGAACUCGAGACUCUUGGUGUUACAGCCUUGCAGCUGGAAUCUGCACAGGCUUCUUUGAAUCCAGGUGGAUCUACAGAAAAGAGCAAAGAAAUUUCAUCAGAAGAAAAUGUUGUGCACAAGGAGUCUCUGUGUGCACAGGAGGCAACACCCAAAACUGCAGCUCCAUUAGCAAACUGUAGCCCUGAUAAAAGCCAGGUCCAGGUGCUGCCAAAGAAACGAGCCCACUUUAAAGUUGCCAAAGAGCAUAAUAUUCCUGAAGAUUUCAGCAAAGUGUUAGAAAAUAAAGUUAUGGAAGCUGUACAGGGCCUAUACUAUGUAAAUAUUUCCCUGGUGGAAAUGACCCUUUCAAAUGACUCCCAUGAUGAAGACAUAGUGUCUAAAAGUAUUUCUUCUCACUCUGAUCUCAUCACAGGCAUCUAUGAAGGGGGGCUGAAAAUAUGGGAAUGCACUUUUGAUCUCAUGGAUUAUUUGGCAGAGGCUGAAAUGCAGUUUAUCAACAAGACAGUCUUGGAUCUUGGUUGUGGGGCUGGGCUGCUGGGAAUAGUUGCAUUAAAGAGAAAAGCUAAAAAAGUCCACUUUCAGGACUAUAACCACACUGUGAUUGAUGAAAUAACCUUGCCUAAUGUGGUGGCUAACUGUACUGAUGGCGGUGGUGAUGGCGGAAUUAGUGAACCUCCUUCAAAGAAGCACAAGAAAGGAAACUUCGUACCAGCUCUAAUGUCUAAGUGCAGAUUUUUUUCCGGAGAAUGGGCUGAGUUUAGCCAACUCAUGUUAAGCGUCAGCAAACCCUUUUCAAAGUAUGACCUUAUUCUCACAUCAGAGACCAUCUACAAUCCUGACAACUACAGUGCUUUGCAUGAUACGAUUUCUAAACUAUUGGAUAAAAAUGGCCGUGUGUAUUUGGCUAGCAAAGCACAUUAUUUUGGAGUGGGAGGCGGUGUGCAUAUCUUUGAGAAAUUCAUUGAAGAGAGGAAUGUGUUCAGGACUAGAACUGUCAAAGUUAUCAAUGAAGGACUGACGCGGUACAUUAUUGAAAUAGCCUUUAAGAUUUCCAGUUAAUCCACUAAUUCCCCAUUGUGCCUGUUAAAUAUCUUAAUAAAGAUGUGAUUUAUAGCCA
Messenger RNA from Dermochelys coriacea (leatherback sea turtle), 3278 nucleotides. It is a transcript of the gene METTL18, whose product is annotated as methyltransferase like 18. The transcript is spliced from 2 exons. The record is from RefSeq and is a predicted model, not a curated record. Lineage: Eukaryota; Metazoa; Chordata; Testudines; Dermochelyidae. The coding region runs from base 2117 to 3220 and encodes 367 amino acids. Gene Ontology annotation, biological process: peptidyl-histidine methylation, to form tele-methylhistidine. Gene Ontology annotation, molecular function: protein-L-histidine N-tele-methyltransferase activity.